AAACUUCCCGCCACUCCCCCGCCAUGCUCGAUGCAGCUGAUCAAUGAAGUAAAUGAGUGCCAUCAAAUGAAAAUCGGUGACUUGACUCGACUUUUGCCACGCCAGGAAAACGCUUUCCUGUUUGGAAUUUAUAUCAACCAGCUUUUAGAAAUUUGCAGGUUUGUUCAUCGGUUUGGUUUGUUUGGUCGGUCGGUCGACAAUCUGGCUUCAACUCGAGCUGGGGAACUGAAAUUUGGGAUGAAUAGGCCCGGAGGAUUUAGAAAUUAA
Messenger RNA from Protopolystoma xenopodis, 267 nucleotides. Lineage: Eukaryota; Metazoa; Platyhelminthes; Monogenea; Polystomatidea; Polystomatidae. The record is from the annotation of a GenBank genome assembly.